Molecule: messenger RNA, 1852 nt
Organism: Solea senegalensis (Senegalese sole)
Lineage: Eukaryota; Metazoa; Chordata; Actinopteri; Pleuronectiformes; Soleidae
Gene: rab38b
Product: RAB38b, member of RAS oncogene family
Exons: 3
Coding region: 154-813 (219 amino acids)
Biological process (GO): endosome to lysosome transport; phagosome-lysosome fusion
Cellular component (GO): phagocytic vesicle; lysosome; trans-Golgi network
Molecular function (GO): GTPase activity; GTP binding
Source: RefSeq, a predicted model, not a curated record
GAGAGCUUCCCUACAGGGAGGGCGGCUCCUAAUCCACGCGGAGGGUGAGAGACUUUUAUUCCUGAGACUUUGAGGUGGACAAACUCAGUCUCAGCGCGCGCGCACACACGGAGGAACAGGGACAUCUUUGGCUUGAAAGAUCCGCCAGGUGGAAUGAUGACCAAUCGCUCCUCAUACUCCAACAGCACGCCGAGCCUCCGGACGGAGCACCUGUACAAGGUGCUGGUGAUCGGUGACCUCGGGGUCGGGAAGACUUCCAUCAUCAGGCGCUACGUGCACCAGACUUACUCCAACAACUACCGGGCGACCAUUGGAGUGGACUUCGCUCUGAAGGUGUUGAACUGGGACCACGAGACUGUCCGGCUCCAGCUGUGGGACAUUGCAGGUCAGGAGCGCUUCGGAAACAUGACGCGGGUCUACUACCGCGAGGCCAUGGGAGCCUUCAUCGUGUUCGACGUGACGCGGCCCACGACCUUCGAGGCGGUCGUCAAGUGGAAAGAGGACCUGGACUCCAAGCUGAUGCUGGGCAACGGACAGAGCAUCGCCACGGUGCUGCUCGCCAACAAGUGCGACCAGGGCAGAGAGCUGACCAACAACGGGAUCAAAAUGGACCAGUUCUGCAAGGACCACGGCUUUGUGGGCUGGUUUGAGACCUCGGCUAAGGACAAUCUCAACAUCAGUGACGCCGCAAACCUCCUGGUGAAGCACAUCAUGGCGACGGAGAACGACGUCCUGAAGUCCAUCGUGCCAGACACCGUGUCGCCACAGCUCGACUCCGACAGGCAGUCGAGCUGCUCCGGCUGCUCCAAGUGAAGGAAGCGGCUGGCGACGCGACGGCGGGACAGAACGGAGCGGAGUAAUAGCGUUAGGACCGAGAGGGACAUGCACACCACGCGGCCUGGUACAGUUUGGCCUCUUUGGUCCAAAGCGGAAGCUGAACAUUUGCAGCCGACUGCAAAGUAACAUGGAUUCAGAAGAGCUGCACGUUCUGUUUCUGUUCUUUUUUAAAGACAUUAAUCUUGAACUUCAGUAAGGCCGAACCACACCUUGCUCUUUAUAUUAAGACUAUUUCAAGUGCCAUCAACGUUUGGGUCUGAACUGAACAAAAGGAGCCAGAAAUACUCCCAACGAGAAUGAACGAAAGGUCAACUUCACUUUUCAAGUCUGUGUGAUUUAAUUUAUUGUUGUUCUCCUUCUGUUCACCUCAACAUAAGCUCGUGUGGGAGACGUGCUGCCGUCCUGUAAUGCAAACGUUCAUUGGAGCCCAGAUUGUGUGAACUUUGCACAGACUGUAUGUUGUUUUUUUUAACGAGUUGUAUUGUGUUGUUUACAGUCCCUCUCUUUUUUGUGCAGGCUUGUUUAAGUAACGGCACAAUCAUUUUGGUUUGGAGAACACACAUUUCUGAGUGGAGCUCGUCUUGCAAUGGCCAGUGGACAGUUUAGACGACUUAAAGGGUCAAUGUAGGUUUUUCUGUCUGAGAGAAAGCUGAGCCCUCUGUAACCAUGGUAACUACAGCUUAAGUUUUUUUUUUAUUUAUUCUUAUGGCUGUCCUUAAACAUCAUACGUACAUAUUUCUCCAUUUAUGACCUGGUUUUCUCUCCUUUCCUCACCCACCGGUUCUUCUUUGAAUGGGAAAUGCUCCGGCUUUUGUUCCUUCUCUGUCUUUUUCCACAUUUACAUACAGUAAAUGCUCAGUGAGGACAUUAUGCGUUAUGUUAUUUCCCCUCGGUUUACGGCAGCGUCACAUGUCGCCAUGGCCGUAAUUUUACAGUAUCCACAUCAGGGCAUGAUGGAUGUAAACAAUGCGUUCCUCUCAGGAUCUUAAUUUCACAGUGUCAGUGGGGAUCAUCA